Ichthyophthirius multifiliis is the source of this 534-nucleotide messenger RNA. RefSeq lists its product as hypothetical. The transcript is spliced from 2 exons. Lineage: Eukaryota; Ciliophora; Oligohymenophorea; Hymenostomatida. Gene Ontology annotation, cellular component: membrane. Gene Ontology annotation, biological process: phospholipid biosynthetic process. Gene Ontology annotation, molecular function: phosphotransferase activity, for other substituted phosphate groups. The record is from RefSeq and is a predicted model, not a curated record.
AUGUUAACUUUAUCAACAAAAUGCUAUAUAUCCACUCAAGGUGAAGAAGGAAUAAAGAGUUUUAAAUAUAAAGGAGGCUCCGAUUCUAUAUUUUACUCAUAUUUCUGGUCCCCUCUAUGUGAUUAUUUAGUUAAGAAUUAUUUUCCUUCCUACUUAGCUCCUAAUUCGAUAACAUUAAUCGGAUUUUUAAUCCAUUUAGUUGCCCAUAUAAUAGUAUUAUAUUACAGUCCUGAUUUAAAAUAAACCUUGCCAUAAUGGUUAUGCUUUUUAUUAUCCUUUAGUCUCCUUACAUACUAAAUAUUAGAUAAUUGUGAUGGAAAAUAAGCCCGAGCAACUGGUAGUUCGUCACCUUUAGGGAUGUUAUUUGACCAUGGAUGUGAUGCAUUAACCACUUGGAUCGUUACAUUAAACACUGCUGCGGUUUUUAAAUAUAAGAAACUGCAUUAUUAUAUUAUUCAAUUUAUAUAAUUGGAUUAAUUCCAUUCUUUUUAGGAAUGUGGAGUUAAUAUUAUUGCGGGUCAUUUAGAUUAGUGA